GAGUUCCUCACCCUCGUGUGUUUGAAGCAGUCAGCUGAGCCCAAAUUGUGCGUACGCGGCUCUAACCUCGUACAACAUGCAGGAUCACAACGAACACGUUUAACUCUGUGCAUUUUUUGUCAUUCCAACGUGUACAGAAAACAAUCCAGUUAAACACCCUUUCUUUUAAUUCCACUUCGCUGUUCUUUCCCCGUGAAGAAUACCGAUUUGGAGGUUGUUGCACAGGGGUUUGAAGGUGCAUGUGACAGCUCACACCAAUUGCGGGAACUCUGAGUAUGGCCUUAGCUGGAUGCCCAGACUAUUUCCUCCAUCAUCCAAACUACCAGGACAUUGUUGACCGCACCCCCUCUCACAGACCAUCAAAUCUCAUCGGUUCAAGCUUCCAGCAGUCGUCCAAUCGGAAUUCUCCUAAUCACCCAGAGGAUGAUGUAGAUCUGGAGGCCCUGGUGAAUGACAUGGCCUCUCUUUCUUCCUAUGAGAGCAUCUAUGCAACCUGUGGGACCCAGCAUUCGGACUCAGCCCCCCUCUUGCACAGCACUGAUGGCAGUGGACUCCAUGGCAACAGAGUGGCCCCACUGCCACGGGCCCCUAGUAAUAAAGUGGCCGCCCUCCACUCUCCUGCCCACAAGCUCCGGCGAUCACAGCCAAUGCACAUACAUGCCGUCAGGCGACUUCAGGAAGAAGAGUUGCAAGUUCGUCCAGCGUCUUUGCCAGCAAUUCCGAACCCGUUCCCUGAGCUCUGCAGCCCCUCGGGAUCUCCUGUGCUGAGCCCUGGAUCUCUGCCACAGCCAUCGGAGCCACAUAUCAUCAAGGUUUUCAGCGAGGAUGGUGUGGGAAAAGUUGUGGAAGUCCCAGCCGACAUGACGGCCAGAGAUGUGUGUCAGUUCCUGGUCUACAAGAACCACUGCCUGGAUGACAACUGCUGGUCUCUAGUGGAGCAUCAUUCCCUGCUUGGUCUGGAGAGGUGCCUAGAAGAUCAUGAACUGGUUGUUCCUGUGCAGGCCUGCAUGUCUCCAGAGAGCAAGUUUCUCUUCAGGAAGAACUACGCCAAGUACGAGUUCUUCAGAAACCCACUGAACUUCUUUCCGGAGCAGAUGUUGGCGUGGUGUCAGGAAACUAAUGGCUCUAUCCCACAGUCACAGCUCUUACAGAAUUUCUUGAAUUCCAGCAGCUGUCCAGAGAUCCAGGGCUUCCUUUAUAUGAAAGAAACGGGCCGCAAGUCUUGGAAAAAGCUCUACAUGUUCUUGCGCCGUUCUGGAUUGUACUGCUCUACUAAAGGAAUGUCAAAGGAGCCAAGGCACCUGCAGUUACUGUCGGACUUAGAGGACAGCAAUAUUUUCACUGUGACAAUGGGCAGAAAGAUGCACAACGCGCCCACAGACUACCAAUUCUGCAUUAAGCCCGGUAAGGGCAGGACAGAACUGAAGGAGUUGAAGAUGCUGUGUGCUGAGGACGAGCAGAGCCGAACGUGCUGGAUGACUGCUUUCAGACUGCUCAAGUUUGGAAUUCUCCUAUAUCAGAACUACAAGAGCCCACACCAGAGAAAGACUGCCAUAUCAAACUUCACCACACCUGUGCGGAGUGUGUCUGAGAAUUCACUGGUGGCCAUGGAUUUCUCAGGAAGGACCGGUCGUGUGAUUGACAACCCUGUGGAGGCUCAGAGCGCUGCCAUGGAAGAGGGACACACUUGGAGAAAACGGAGUCAGAGAAUGAAUGUUUUGGGAAGACCCAGUCCUCUACAUCCCUCGCUGUUAAGCUCAGUGAUCCACAGGACACAGUUAUGGUUCCAUGGCCGCAUUAUGAGAGAGGAGUCCCACAGGAUGAUUAUGCAGCAGGGCCAAGUUGAUGGGUUAUUCCUGUUGAGAGACAGCCAGAGCAACCCAAAAGCAUUUGUUCUCACGCUGUGCCAUCAUCAGAAGAUUAAACACUUCCAGAUUUUACCUUUUGAGGAGGACGGCCAGGUUUUUUUUAGCCUUGAUGAUGGCUCUACCAAGUUCACAGACCUGAUCCAUCUGGUAGAGUUCUACCAGCUCAACAGGGGCGUCCUGCCCUGCAAACUCAAACACCCCUGCACCAUGGUGGCCUUAUGACCCCCCUCCUGAUCCUAACAAACAACACACACACAAAUAAAAGUAACUGAGAAACUGGAUGCUUUUUUAAAAUAAUAAUUUCCAGUCAUUUUCACAAUAAGCUGACGCAACCCACGGGCAUGACCCACUGCUCUGGGAUUAGCAUGGAAACGUUUGGGAAUAAUUAUGGGACAAGAUCAACUUCCCGGACCCCCUGUCCUUUGGUUUAGACAAGGGUGCCUGUUUUUUU
Sinocyclocheilus anshuiensis is the source of this 2319-nucleotide messenger RNA. Its product is annotated as growth factor receptor-bound protein 10-like. Gene Ontology annotation, biological process: negative regulation of insulin receptor signaling pathway; insulin receptor signaling pathway; negative regulation of Wnt signaling pathway. The coding region runs from base 276 to 2090 and encodes 604 amino acids. Gene Ontology annotation, molecular function: insulin receptor binding. The transcript has 17 exons. NCBI's taxonomy places the organism in Eukaryota, Metazoa, Chordata, Actinopteri, Cypriniformes, Cyprinidae. The record is from RefSeq and is a predicted model, not a curated record.